Haliotis rubra (blacklip abalone) is the source of this 3122-nucleotide messenger RNA. Its product is annotated as phospholipid transfer protein C2CD2L-like. NCBI's taxonomy places the organism in Eukaryota, Metazoa, Mollusca, Gastropoda, Lepetellida, Haliotidae. The record is from RefSeq and is a predicted model, not a curated record. The transcript is spliced from 16 exons. Bases 85 to 2202 code for a protein of 705 amino acids.
ACGGGAAAACACUCAUAACAUUCCUCGCGUGCUCGCUCGGCGAAAUCCACCCUCCUGCAGCUCGUGGAAGCUGCGUGCCGGUUUAUGGGAAGACGGUGCAGCUGCCAGCGAUCAGGUUUCAUCAAGGGGGCCCCGAUUGGCCCAACCUGCUUCCAAAAAUACACCAUGGCAGAUAUAACCCUUCGUCUCAUUUGGUACAAACUUGGGGAGAGCUCUAGCAAGAUGGCGGAAGCAGCAGCAACAUGGUAUUCCAAGCUUCGAUGGGAAGAUCAUUUCUUGGAUAUUUUGUUGAUAGGCUGGUUUUGUUGGUGUUCAGUGAUUGUCAUUGUCAUCAACUCAUUCGUAUCUUUCGUGGGUCCUCUGCAACGUCGUCUGCCGUCGGAGACACUGCGUGCGAAGGAGGUCGGUGCCAAACCUGCACUUCCCAAGGCGCCCGGCAUUGAAACCUGUCAGUGGUUUAACACAGCGCUAAACUGGUUUUACCUCCACUAUUACCAUUCUGCGGACUUCCUGGACGAGUGGAUUAAGUCUCUCAAUGAACAGAUGACCAAACUAGGGGGUCCUGUACAGACCAAGUUUGAGAGGAUCCAGGCCGGGAGCCUGCCGCCCAAGUUUGGAGAUAUCUCUUGUGAGGCCACACCAGAAGACAAGUUUGUCAUCCAUGUUCGUGUCGAUUCCAAGGACCUGGCAUUUGUCAUCUUCUGCUCUCAACAAACUCAUGAAGGGGUCAAGCUCACCAACUGCACCGCCACAGUCUUCCGGCUCAGAGGAACACUGAAGGUUCAAUCGUUCAGGGAAGCGGGAGACGUCAAGGUCAACGUUGCAUUCGAUGGGCGUCCUGACAUCAAGGUCAAUGUCAAACCUACCAACCCAUAUCAGGUAAGCAGACUCCAAGUGUACAACACAUCAACCUCACACUUACAUCCUCAAGUCAAUAGUGGACCUGUCAUUGAUCUGGAGAGUGGUCCUGUCAUUGACCUGUGGAGUGGACCUGUAGAGAGGAAGACAGAAACAAUGAUGUAUGUCUUCAGGAACACUUGUAAGCUCUUCUGGGAUGAGAAUCUUCUCAUUGAUGUCACACAGCACAGCAACGAGCUUCGCUUCGAGGUGUUUGACAAGAACAAGCAGCCUGGAGAGGACUUCCUGGGGGAGACGACUGUGUACAUGAACGACCUGCGCCUCUGCCCCAGCAGCCGCCAGAUCCUCGCCCUGCAGAGUCGGCCCGGCAACAUGGACUCCAUCAGUGGCUCCCUCACCGUGGAGUUUCUCUUCAUGGACUCGGCGGAGGCGGAGAUGAUGAUGGGUAUGCCGGGCGCCCCCAACAGCCAGCUGUCCCCCAAACGUCGCAUCGAGACGGAGCGCACUAUCACACCAGGUGGCACUGUUAUAACCACGACAACUACUACCACACACCGACCUCAGUUCGGCCAACUCCAACCAGGGCCAGAGGGACAUCCCCCCAGCCUGGUGGAGAAGCAUCACCACUCUAACCCGGACCUGGACUCCUCGUCCACCCUGAGUGCCGACUCCCCGUACUUCCCCGGGGACCAGUCAUUGUCAGCAUCUGCAUCCUCAGAGUUGAUUGUAAUUAAUGGAGUGGAGUCCGUCACAGACGCAGCCAUCAGGGAGUUGAAAGACCAGACGCGGCGGCCUCGCACUCCAACCAAAACUAGCACGCUUAUAAUAACCGGCGUCAAGCGGGUAGCAUCUGAGGAUGUAGACAAGACUAUAGAGAGUUCUCCCACGGAGGAGGGGGGUGACAUCACCGUUACCAGCGCCCCCCCAGAGAAGGCUGUUGAGAAAGAAAAGAAGAAAAGCUCGUUUGGGGAAGCGAUAAGGAAGCGUUUUGGUCGCAAGAAGCGAUCGCAAAGUGCUGAUCGUGCUGCGUCCAGUUUGAAAGAAGGCGCGAACUAUCUCCGCCCCCCUGAGCAAACCUACGGCCCUCAAUCUAAAGAUGAUAUGGAACUCGUGCGGUCCCAGGAUCCAUCGAAAUCACCCAACUUGAAGAAGUCCCGCUCACUAGGUGGUAGCUUAAAGAAACUGUUCCGGCGUAGUAGAAAACGGUCGAAGUCUCGAGGAGAAUCAUCACGAGAUAGCUCUUUUUCAAGGUCAUCUGAUCGCCGAGGAGGUUCUCAAAAUCCUUCCAGGGAUAGUUCGUUAAACAGACAUUCAGCACAUCAAAGGGCUGCGUCUACUUCUUGAAACCACACCCCCUCCAAAUCUAAUUUUAAAAUUAAUAUAUUUUGUACAAAAAAAGGAAUUAACGCUAAGCACAAAUCGGCUGCAUGACCUUUCACGAAUGCUGUUAUGGGUUUUCAACAGCCUUGACCUCAGAGGUUCAAGGUCAUAUUUUCAAGGUGAUCCUUACAUCUCUUCUCGACCUUGAAUAACAUUUAAUGUGAUGUUCCCAAUGACCUCUAUGUGCUCAAACGACCUUUAAGGUCAUUUGCAUAACUAUCUGGUCAUGUGUUCAUGGAAACUAAUAUCAUAUCACUUAAUCCUGUUUGUGAUCAGACAUGCACUAUGUAACAGUGUUCGUGAUGGGUCAUGCACCAUGUAACAGUAUUUCUGAUUGGUCAUGAACCGUGAAACAGUGUUUCUGAUUGGUCAUUUGCCAGGAAGCCUCUUGUAGAUGUGUGGAAAUAAUCUGUACAGACUGUCCUAUGUAUAAGUACAGUUUUGUGGCUACAGUGUAACUGCUCUUGCAAUCAGUUGCGGCCAUAUUUAAAUAUAGUCCUGGGCACACAAAGUUUUGCCUCUGAAACACUAGCUUUCCUUCAGACUUAAAUAUGCUGACAAAUAUGCAAAAUAUGAUUUGACAGACUUUUCAAACUGAGUUUUAUCUUCAAACCUGAAUAUUGUGAAGUAUAUGUGUCAGUGAUGGUGGCUAUGCAGUGAUGUCCGAGCGAAGCGGCACCUGCAAUAUCCGUUUUAACAAAAUAUACAACUAUAAGACCUUUCUGUCUGCGAAGUUUAUCAGGGUACGUCUCUGACAGAUGUUAGUGAGUUGAUGUCAUGACUAGUUACAGGAGUGUGUUAGUAGAUGUAGGUGUCCUGACAACUAGUUAUAUGUGUGAGUAGAUGUAGGUGUCCUGACAACUAGUUAUAUGUGUGAGCAGUUG